Messenger RNA from Saccharomycopsis crataegensis, 636 nucleotides. RefSeq names its product Yar1p (gene YAR1). The transcript has a single exon. Bases 1 to 636 code for a protein of 211 amino acids. Lineage: Eukaryota; Fungi; Ascomycota; Saccharomycetes; Ascoideales; Saccharomycopsidaceae. Gene Ontology annotation, molecular function: protein binding. The record is from RefSeq and is a predicted model, not a curated record.
AUGGUUCAAGAAAGUCUAACUGCCGAAGAAAUUGAAUAUAUCGUUGAAGAAGCAAGAUAUGGUGAAUUAGAAUCCCUCCAACAAAUUUUCCAAGAGAUCGAUCAUAAGCUUCUUCUAAACAUCAAGGACAAUGUUACUGGUUCCACUUUGAUCCAUAUGUCUGCUGGUAAUGGAUACUUGGAAGUAGUUAAGUUCUUGCUUUCAUUAUGUGAUUCUAAAAUCGAUAAAGAAGAAUUAAAAAAUUUUGUCAAUUUGAAAAAUGCCUCUGGAAAUACUGCCUUACAUUGGGCAGCAUUGAAUGGACACUUGGAAAUAGUGAAAGUUUUAUGUGAUGAAUACGAAGCUGAUCCAUUCGUGAAAAAUGAUGUGGGUCACGAUGCGAUCUUUGAAGCUGAAAAUAACAAUAAGGAAGACGUUGAAGAAUACUUUUUGCAGAAAUUCUCAUUUGAUCCUGAAGAAAGUGAUGGCGAUGAAGACGAAGAUGCCGAACACAAAUCAAAGGAUGAGCCAACCUUCAAGGCCGGUUGUGAAAUCGAGAGUGUUACUAAGGAGGCUAUCGCCGCCAAGGAAGAGUUAUUGAAAGAAAGACAGCAGCAGGAGGAAUUGGCAGCUAAGACAGAAGAUUUAAAGAUAUGA